AUGAACUAUGAGAAUUAUGACCCCUAUUUCCCUGAUCAACCUGUAGUUGAUCUCUACCUUCCAGUGUGGGCUAACUUGCCGGCCUUCCGGUCCAAGGCAGCCUUCAUUUGGGCUGAAGAUGGCGCCACGUUAACCUAUGCUCAACUCAAUUCCUCAGCUCAAUCCAUUUCUGCCAAAAUACUCCAUCGGUUGAAGAGAGGAGACACUGUUGUUAUUCUGUGCUCGCCUGGGCUUGAGCUCGUUGAGAUCAUUUUUGGGUGCCAAAGAGCUGGUCUUCUGAGUGUGCCCAUCUUCCCGCCUCACCCUUCUUUCAGCAAAGAAGACCAUUACCACCUUGUUAGGGUUUUGUCUCAGACAAAGCCUAAAGCUGCCAUAGCUCAACACGGUUUCAUCGCAGCAGUGAAGCGAUAUGUAUCCUCUUCUGUCAGUGACAAAAGGCUCUGCGAGCUGUUACAAGGAGUCAGGUGGAUUUCUACUGAUGAUGUCAAAGAUGGAAAGGAAGGAAAUAGUUCAUCAGGUUCUUUGCCAUACCACGGUUGCAAGGCGGACGAGAUGUAUUUGGUUCAGUUCACCUCAGGGGCAACAGGGAUUCCGAAGCCGGUACUGGUGACUGCAGGAGCAGCUGCUCACAAUGUUAGAACAGCGAGGAAGGCCUACCAUCUUCAUCCAAAUAGCGUUAUUGUUUCAUGGUUGCCUCAGUACCAUGACUGUGGCCUUAUGUUCUUGCUGCUGACUAUUGUAUCCGGCGCAACUUGCGUGCUAACAUCGCCCAUCGCCUUCGUAAACAGGCCAAGACUAUGGCUUGAGUUGAUUUCGGAGUACAAGGCAACGUGCACCCCAGUUCCCUCCUUCGCAUUGCCGCUUGUGGUCAAACGUGGAGGGAUUGACAAGGGAACCCUACCCAUAAAUUUAUGGAGCUUGAAAAACCUGAUUAUCAUCAAUGAGCCCAUUUACAGGGACUCGGUUGAGGAAUUUGUCAAUGCAUUUCUGCCUUUCGGGUUAAAUCCAGCAUGCAUCUCACCAUCUUAUGGCUUAGCAGAAAAUUGCACCUUUGUUUCGACAGCAUGGAGAAACAAUGGUGGGUCUUCUAGUUUUCCAAACAUUCCAUCUUACAACAAGCUCUUACCUAGUGCAAGGCUGGCUUCUGAAUGCAUAGAUGAGGAAGAAAUGGACAUUCUAGUUGUGAAUGAAGAAACACAGGAGCCCGUUGAGGACGGGAUUGAGGGAGAGAUAUGGGUUUCAUCUUCAAGCAAUGCCUCUGGUUACCUCGACCACCCUUCUUUAACUCGCUAUGUAUUUCUAGGAAGGCUAAGCAACAAGGUGAGUAGCUGCUUUGUCCGAACAGGCGAUAGAGGAAUUGUUAAAGGAGAAGAGAGAUACCUCUUCAUAACCGGUCGAUCUUCGGACAUGAUUGAACUCCAAAGUGGUGAGCAGAUACAUCCCCAUUACAUAGAGACUGCUGCUUAUAACAGUUGCCAAAAGUUUCUUCGGGGAGGUUGCUUAGCUGCAUUCAAGAUUUCAAGGACAGUCGUUCUUGUUGCAGAGAUGCAAAGAAGGGAAGAAGAGACAAGCAUUUUGAAGAUUAUAUGUGAAGGGAUUAGAGACUCUGUACUGAGGGAAGAGAAAAUAGGAAUUGGUUUGGUGGUUCUUGUUAAGGCUGGAUGCGUUCCAAAAACAACUUCUGGUAAGAUACAAAGAUGGGCAACCAAAGAUAAGCUCAUACGAGGCAAAAUGAAAGUAGUAAUGGAGAUGCAGUUUGAGGAGAAUGGUAGGUCUAUAGAAGCUGGUGCAAGUAAGAGAAAUGGAGGAAGAGUUAUGGUAGGCGAAGAGAUGGGAAAUGAUGUGAUUUCACUUUCUAUUGCUCCAACUCAAGUAGGAUCACGUUCUUUCUUGUGA
This is a messenger RNA of Vitis riparia (riverbank grape), 1896 nucleotides long. RefSeq names its product long-chain-fatty-acid--AMP ligase FadD26-like. Bases 1 to 1896 code for a protein of 631 amino acids. The record is from RefSeq and is a predicted model, not a curated record. Gene Ontology annotation, biological process: lipid biosynthetic process. NCBI's taxonomy places the organism in Eukaryota, Viridiplantae, Streptophyta, Magnoliopsida, Vitales, Vitaceae. The transcript has a single exon.